CUCUCUCUCUCUCUCUCUCUCUCUCUCUUGCGUAGUCGCGUUCCCAUCCAUCCAUCCGUCCAUCGUUUCGUGUUGGACUUUUUACUACUCCGGGAAUCGGCGUAGUAGCGUGCACGCAUCUCGACGCACGGGUUGCCUCGCUUGCAUCACCCGUCCCGCCUUACUAUAUACAUAGUAGCUAAUGUCGUCGUUUGUUAACACGCUCCGGUGCUUCAAAAUGGAGGGGAAGGAACCCAAAGUCGGCGCCGCACCUCCGCCCGCGGGGGCCUCCUCCGCCAAAGUCGGCGCCGACUCCGACGCCCCCGCCGACCACCACCACGUCGUCGACCUCGUCGACGACGCCGCCAAGGCGCCGGGGAACGUCCCCUUCCUCCUCGAGUUCACGGACCUAACGUACGCCGUCAAGCCCCGCGGCAGGAUCCCGUUUCUGCCACGCGGCGGCCGCGAGAAGACCCUGCUGGACUCGGUGUCGGGCGCGGCGCGCGAGGGCGAGAUCCUGGCCGUGCUCGGCGCGAGCGGGUCGGGCAAGUCCACGCUGAUCGACGCGCUCGCGAACCGGAUCGCGAAGGAGAGCCUCCGCGGCUCCGUCACGCUCAACGGCGAGCAGAUCGACGGCCGUUUGUUCAAGGUCAUCUCCGCUUACGUCAUGCAGGACGACCUGCUGUACCCCAUGCUCACCGUCCGCGAGACGCUGACGUACGCCGCCGAGUUCCGGCUCCCCCGGUCCAUGUCCCGGGCCAGGAAAGAAAGCCGGGUCCAGGCCCUGAUCGACCAGCUCGGCCUGCGCCGCGCCGCGGACACUAUAAUCGGGGACGAGGGCCACCGCGGCGUCUCCGGAGGGGAGCGGCGCCGCGUGUCGAUCGGCAUCGACAUCGUCCACGACCCGAUGGUUUUGUUCCUGGACGAGCCCACGUCGGGGCUCGACUCGAGCAGCGCGCUCAUGGUGGUGCAGGUGUUACAGAGAAUCGCGCAGAGCGGGAGCAUCGUGGCUAUGUCGAUCCACCAGCCCAGCUACCGCAUCCUCGGCCUCCUCGACCGCAUCAUGUUCCUCUCGCGCGGCCGGGGCGUGUACUACGGCCCCGUCGACGGCCUCUACCCCUUCUUCUCCGAGUUCGGGAGCCCCGUCCCCGACAACGAGAACCCGGUCGAGUUCGCGCUCGACCUCAUCCACGAGCUCGAGCGCUCGGCGGACCCCGCAGGUCGCAACGCCCUCAUCGAAUUCAACGAGUCGUGGCAGGAGCUCGAGAGGUCAAAGUCGACAUCCCCCGCGACCUCCCCAUUACAAAUGCCUCUCAAAGAUGCUAUCAGAGCGAGCAUAUCGCGGGGGAAGCUGGUGUCCGGAUCGGAGACGACGUCAGAAUCCGAUACAUCGGCGUCCCCCGUCCAGACAUACGCGAACCCGUUCUGGGUCGAGAUGGCCGUGCUCACCCGACGCGGGUUCACGAACACGCGGCGGAUGCCGGAGCUGCUGGCGAUACGGGUCGGGACGGUGAUGGUGACGGGGUUCAUCCUCGCCACCAUCUUCUGGCGGCUCGACGACUCGCCGAAGGGCGUGCAGGAGCGCCUCGGCUUCUUCGCCAUGGGCAUGUCGACCAUGUUCUACACGUGCUCCGACGCCCUCCCCGUCUUCCUGCAGGAGCGCUACAUCUAUAUGCGGGAGACCGCGCACAACGCCUACCGCCGGGUGUCCUACGUCGUCUCCAACGCCAUCGUCGGAUUCCCGCCCCUCAUAAUCCUAUCCAUCGCGUUCGCCCUCACCACCUUCUUCGCGAUCGGGCUCUCCGGCGGCUUCCCCGCCUUCCUCUAUUUCACGCUCAUGAUCCUGGCGUCCUUCUGGGCCGGGAGCGGCUUCGUCACCUUCCUCUCCGGCAUCGUCAAGCAAGUGAUUCUCGGAUACACCAUCGUCGUGGCCAUCCUCGCCUACUUCCUCCUCUUCAGCGGUUACUUCAUAAACCGUGACAGGAUUCCGCACUACUGGAUUUGGUUCCACUACCUCUCGCUUAUAAAGUACGCCUACGAGGGGGUGCUGCAGAACGAGUUCGGGGGUAGCAGCGGGGCCGCGAAGUGCUUCGUGCGCGGGGUGCAGAUGUUCGACGGGACGCCGGUCGGGGACAUGCCGUACAGCGCGCAGUUGAAGGUGCUGUCGGUGAUGAGCAAGACGCUCGGGAGGAACCUGACGGACGCGACGUGCAUCACGAACGGCCCCGAAGUGCUGCGGCAGCAGGCGGUGACGGACCUCAGCAAGUGGGACUGCCUCUGGAUCACGGUGGCCUGGGGAUUCUUGUUCCGGAUACUCUUCUACAUUGCUUUGCAACUGGGGAGCAGGAACAAGAGGAAGUAGAUCAACUAAAUCAUAGAUUAUACAAUAACUUAGGUGUUGUUUUUUUUAUUUUUUUAUUUUUACAAGUUUAGGGAUUUGCUUUGUUCGUUCUGUGACAAUUUCGUUCGUACUUUUUUCUUAUAAAAAGUAUAUAUACAUAUAUACGUUAGAAAGAAGGAAGAGGAACAAUGAAAGCGCAUUGUAAUGUAAUUUUUCUUAUUAGUAUUUUCUUUGUAAUUAAUUGUUGUGAAAUAGAACAGCAGUUUAUUAUUAAUUACUACG
Messenger RNA from Ananas comosus (pineapple), 2602 nucleotides. Its product is annotated as ABC transporter G family member 5-like. The coding region runs from base 182 to 2341 and encodes 719 amino acids. Lineage: Eukaryota; Viridiplantae; Streptophyta; Magnoliopsida; Poales; Bromeliaceae. The record is from RefSeq and is a predicted model, not a curated record. Gene Ontology annotation, molecular function: ATP hydrolysis activity; ABC-type transporter activity; ATP binding. The transcript has 2 exons. Gene Ontology annotation, cellular component: membrane.